Emiliania huxleyi CCMP1516 is the source of this 429-nucleotide messenger RNA. RefSeq lists its product as hypothetical. The coding region runs from base 1 to 429 and encodes 142 amino acids. The transcript is spliced from 6 exons. The record is from RefSeq and is a predicted model, not a curated record. Lineage: Eukaryota; Haptophyta; Isochrysidales; Noelaerhabdaceae.
AUGGCGGGCUUCUUCAAGCCCGCCGCGCCGCCGGCUGCGGCGAAGAAGGGGGAGGAGGCGAAGAAGGGGGAGGGCAAGAAGGAGCUCGGAGGGAUGAAGCCGUCGGCGCUCAAGAAGCGCGCCAAGGAGGCUGGCGUGGAGGAGAGCAAGCUCGACGAGGCGGACGACGCGGACGACGCGACGCUCAUCGACCUCAUCGUCGACAAGGACGCAGCUUCGCUUGUGGACGAUCCGGCCGAGCUGGGCGCGAAGACGCCGCCGCCGGUCGCGGCUGCCGAGGAGGAGGCUGCGCCGACCCGCACCCGCACCGUGACCGUCAAGGAGCGCGUGCGUGAGGAGGUGACCUACAUGGACGAGCGCGGCUACAUGGUCUGCGAGGAGAAGUGGGUCGAGCGCGAGGUCGAGAAGCAGGCGCCUCAGGCAGCGUAG